GCACUGCUUUAUCCUUACCUCCACUGGUAGGCUUGUUAGUCCAUUCCCUUAAGGUGGUUCACACUGUUAUGUUUCUCGUUUUGUUUUCGGUCGAGAAGGAGGUGGGGUAAUGAAGUUGGCAGUGGUGCAGUUUUACACUUCCCUCAGUCAGGAUGAAAUUAAAUAAAUUUUUAACUGAUUAUUCCAAAUUCAAUGAAGAGUUGAUUUCCUGCUGUGGAAUUCAGGUAUGCACUAGGAGCUCACUGAACUGCUGGCUUGGAUAAUUGCUCUCACCAUGUCAGAGGAACAAAGAGGCAGUGACACCAGCUCUAGCACAAAGCCAGCCAGCCAUACUUUAAAGCCAAAUUAUAUGCUAAAAUAUACACUCUCGGGACAUUCAAAAGCUGUUUCAUCUGUGAAAUUCAGUCCAACUGGAGACUGGCUGGCAAGCUCAUCUGCUGACAAAGUGAUCAAGAUAUGGGGUGCCUAUGAUGGAAAAUUCGAGAAGACUUUGUCUGGUCAUAAAUUGGGCAUCAGUGAUGUAGCCUGGUCACAUGACAGUAGACUUCUUGUGUCUGCUUCAGAUGAUAAGACUCUAAAAAUUUGGGAACUCGCAUCAGGCAAAUGUGUGAAAACUCUUAAGGGACACAGUAAUUAUGUGUUUUGCUGCAAUUUUAACCCACAGUCAAACCUGAUUGUUUCAGGCUCCUUUGACGAGAGUGUACGUAUAUGGGAUGUCAAAACAGGAAAAUGUCUAAAGACCUUACCAGCCCACUCUGAUCCAGUCAGUGCUGUCAACUUUAACAGAGAUGGAACCCUUAUCGUAUCUAGCAGCUACGAUGGUUUAUGUCGAAUCUGGGACACCACUUCAGGCCAGUGUCUCAAAACGCUCAUCGAUGAUGAUAAUCCUCCUGUUUCCUUUGUUAAGUUCUCACCAAAUGGCAAAUAUAUUCUAGCUGCAACACUAGACAAUACAUUAAAGCUGUGGGACUAUAGUAAAGGAAAAUGCCUGAAGACCUACACAGGACACAAAAAUGAAAAGUACUGCAUUUUUGCUAAUUUUUCAGUAACGGGGGGAAAGUGGAUUGUAUCUGGCUCUGAAGACAACCUUAUCUACAUCUGGAAUCUUCAAACCAAAGAAGUUGUUCAAAAAUUGGAAGGGCAUUCAGAUGUAGUUUUGUGUACAGCCUGUCAUCCAACACAAAACAUUAUUGCAUCCGGAGCACUGGAAAAUGAUAAAACCAUCAAACUGUGGAAGAGUGAUACUUAAACUGAGACUUCAAGCAACUUAGAAGAUGGUUCAAAAUGUCUCCAGAUUUAACUUAACAUAUGGCAUCCAGAAACUGACAAGUUUGUGAGUGUACAGCAGGUGUUUGUGUGGAUGUGAACGAGUGAUGGUAAUUUGAAUAAAUGUGAAUAUCAAAACUCAUUCAAAUUAUAUAAUUUGCUAUAUGUUUUCAUUUAGUGAAGGUAUGAUUUAGACAAUCUGAGAUAUUUUUUUUUUUUUUUUUAGCAUAAAUAAGAUUUUUUUCAUUGGAGAUUUGCAAAAAUAUCAUUCGGUCUAAUAUGGAUGACAAAAGGUGUAAAUACUAAAAUAUGUUGUAAAUUAUUAUUAUUUUUUAGUUAGAUUCUGAAUUUGAAAGGAAUUUUUAUGAGUUCAUUGUUCAAAAAGGUGAUACAUAACUUUGUAGUAGACCCUCAGUGUUCCACAUUAAUUGGACUUUGCAUAAAUUUGUAUUAUUAUUGCAAGUACAUUAACUACUGAAGAACUAAGCCAUAAACCAAAUUCUUCUCCUUUAUAUUGCUUGUAAUACAUUAAUAACACUACAAUUUUACUGGGUAUUCCAAAUAAAAGUCUUGACCUAUUAUGAA
Molecule: messenger RNA, 1851 nt
Organism: Homarus americanus (American lobster)
Lineage: Eukaryota; Metazoa; Arthropoda; Malacostraca; Decapoda; Nephropidae
Gene: wds
Product: WD repeat-containing protein 5
Exons: 9
Coding region: 275-1249 (324 amino acids)
Cellular component (GO): Set1C/COMPASS complex
Molecular function (GO): histone binding
Source: RefSeq, a predicted model, not a curated record